Grosmannia clavigera kw1407 is the source of this 1677-nucleotide messenger RNA. Its product is annotated as phosphatidylinositol-trisphosphate 3-phosphatase pten. Bases 1 to 1677 code for a protein of 558 amino acids. NCBI's taxonomy places the organism in Eukaryota, Fungi, Ascomycota, Sordariomycetes, Ophiostomatales, Ophiostomataceae. The transcript has 2 exons. The record is from RefSeq and is a predicted model, not a curated record. Gene Ontology annotation, cellular component: cytosol; nucleus; cell projection. Gene Ontology annotation, molecular function: phosphatidylinositol-3,4,5-trisphosphate 3-phosphatase activity; protein tyrosine/serine/threonine phosphatase activity; protein tyrosine phosphatase activity. Gene Ontology annotation, biological process: cell motility; phosphatidylinositol dephosphorylation; negative regulation of cell population proliferation.
AUGGCUGCUUUUCUUCGCCGAAUCGUUGCCGGACCGCGUGCUGAACACGCAGAAACCGGUCUUGAUCUCUGCUAUGUCACCUCUAAUAUCAUCGCAACUUCUGGACCGUCGCAGACAUAUCCGCAACUUGCCUACCGCAACCCGCUCGACCGCCUGGUCGCGUUCCUCGAUGCCAAGCACGAGAAGAAUUGGGCCAUCUGGGAGUUCCGUGCCGAGGGCACUGGUUACCCCGAUAACGCCGUCUACAAUCGCAUUCGACACUAUCCAUGGCCCGACCACCACCCACCGCCCUUCCGCCUGGUGCCUAUGAUCGUGGAAAGCAUGCACCAGUGGCUGCAGGGCGAGGACGAAGACGGCACGACGGACAGGAAAAACGGCCGUGUUGUCGUGGUGCAUUGCAAGGCUGGAAAGGGCCGGUCUGGGACCAUGGCCUGCAGCUACCUCAUCUCCGAAUAUGGCUGGUCGUCGGAAGAGGCCCUCAACCGCUUCACGCAACGCCGCAUGCGGCCUGGCUUCGGUAGUGGCAUCACCAUUCCCUCGCAGGUGCGCUGGAUCGGCUACGUGGAACGGUGGGCACGACAGGGCGGCAAGCGGUACGUGGACAGGCCGGUCGAGAUUGUCGAGAUUCACGUCUGGGGCCUGCGGCACGGCGUCAAGCUGGCCAUCGAGGGCUACGUCGACGAGGGCAAGAAGAUUCAUGUCUUCCACACUUUUGGCGGAGAUGAGCGCUUUAUCGUCGAGGGGAAUCCACCAGGAGGCGGCGGUCUGGUAGACUUGGUGUCUGAUAUGGCAGGAGCACACUCUGGUAGUCCAAGACGAGAGGCCGGAGCAGACAAGGCGAAAAAGGAGAGAGACAGGCCGAAGCAAGACAUCAAGAGACCGGAAACGGAUAACGUCCUUGCAAACAAUGCGUCCCAGAACAAGCCCUCGCUGGAGGACAAGAGCCGGUCGUCGCCGGCGUUGGUAACGUACAAAUCCUCGUCACCACAGCCGUCCAGACAGCAGUCGUUCCGGUUUGCAGCACAAGACGAGCCAGGCGGCCAGGCAGUUAUCUUCAAGCCCAAGGAACCUAUCCGUAUCCCCAACAGUGACGUCAAUGUGUGCAUUGAGCGCCGAAAUAGGACGGCACCCAACAUUAUGGGCCUCACAAUGGUGACAUCCGUGGCUCAUGUUUGGUUUAACGCCUACUUCGAGGGCAACGGGCCCGAGCAAGACGGUCAGCCUGAUGAGAAUGGUGUCUUUGACAUUGAUUGGGAGAAGCUAGACGGCAUCAAGGGGAGCAGUCAAAAGGGGAGCCGAGCGGCUGAUCGACUGGCGGUCGUGUGGCGGGCAAUAAAAUCGGCUGACGAGCAGAAGACAGAAGAGGAAAGCGUGCCGAAGUCUACAGCGGAAGCAGUAAGUUCAAACGCCGCUGAGGCGACAGCCACAGCUAUAUCGCCUGGAGAAGUCCCACAGAUGCAACCGGCCGACUGGAGAGGCGGCAACCAAGAAGACCCAGAAGCCGGCAAAAGCUUGGGGUUGCGCAAAGAAGACCCAGACAGUGGAACAGUUAGCAAAGCGAGCAGUGUCCAGGGUGUGCCUGUCGGUGAUGGUGGUAGCGAUGCGCUGAAGGGGGUCAAGACCACCGGACCAGGAGGUGAAGCCUUGGCGUCAGACAGCAAAGGCAGCAGUAUAUGA